Molecule: messenger RNA, 2254 nt
Organism: Neurospora hispaniola
Lineage: Eukaryota; Fungi; Ascomycota; Sordariomycetes; Sordariales; Sordariaceae
Exons: 1
Coding region: 103-2133 (676 amino acids)
Source: RefSeq, a predicted model, not a curated record
UGUCUUAACGCACCGCGACCCAUCGAAAUCUACCCAACCUGCAUCGGCGGCUCAUUGAAUGAAACCCCGUCGCAUUUCUCGACCUUGGAUAAUCAACCCACCAUGUCCUUCGGCCCCGAUUCCCUUCCCGGUGGUUACUUUGAACCGGGCGGCGAAAACCCAUCGCAAACCCUAAGUGCUGGGAUCUUCCGGCCGCCAGCAUCGCCGGCCGAUUCGAACCACAACCUCGGCAAGUCCAACGGUAGUCUCUACGACAUAGCCAUGUCCAACGGGACAAGCCCCUCACAAACACCAGAACAAGCAAAUGCGAAGCGGAAGCGUUUGGGAUUGGGUGUCCAGGGAGCGACCCCGAACGAUCACAACAUGCAGGUGGAUGGCGUGAACGACGGAAAGGCAGAGACAGGAAUGACGGAUGCGGGCCAAGCAAGAUACAACUUGGCCGGCCAGCUGAAUGCUACCCCAACAGGCGGCACCUUCACGGUCAACGGUAGGCUGGAAGAGAGCAUGUACUCUGAUCUAGACUACAGGAGAGCCGCAGGCUCCAAGCGAGCCCAUGACGACCCCGAUGGUCCGUCGUCUCAGAUGGAGGGUCAGGUCGACUCUUCCACACAACAACAGAACUCGGCGAACUCGUCGAAAUGGGGAUUCCUCGGCUUGCAAACCAUAGGCCAGGUAAUGGGCAAGGUUUGGGAGUUUUGUAAAGGCGGAGGAUUUCGUGGCUUCCAAGCCGGAGGCGGCACAGGAUACGAGGUUAACGGUUCAACAGUUACCCCAGCUGUGCAGGCCACUGCUGUUGGCCAGCCGUGGGCUAGCGAGCAACAAGAACAGCCCAUCCAUUUUACCAUGGAGGCCGAUCAGGACACGUCGAUGCCUCCUCAGGAGACGGUGAUAACGCCCAUACCGCCACCAGUGCAAGAAUUCGUAGCACCCCAGGAGUUCUCAUCCCCACUACCCCUACCGAUGUCCGAUUAUAUGCCCUAUGCGCCCGAGUAUCACGAGACGAACAAUUCAGAUUCGUUGACCCGACCGGCCGUCAAACGGAGACAAGUAAGCGAGAUCCAGGACGACCUCAACAGGAACUGGAUAAUGGUAGACGAAAACGGCAAUGGUGGCAGCCCAUCGCCCUCCCCUGUCUUGCCUAGCUUUGGCGCUGCAUCAUCAGGACGGGCAACGCCCGGGCUAAGACCACCAUCUUCUCUACGGACAAGGACGACAGGAUUAUCUUCAAGUAAUGCUGCAAGACGUAUCACUGCUCCCUCGCAAAGAUUUACUGGCGGUCCAUCUAUGCUGCCCCGGACACGGGCUCCUUCGAGACUAUCGCAACAUACCGUGGCGCCUAGUGUGGGCGCCCAAGAACUCCCUAGUUUUGGCGCUCCAAGGUCACCACCUGCCAGGGACACGCCGACUCCUUCGUUCUCUACAUCUACAACGUCGGCAGCUCCCGUGAGCCGAAUACCCCUUCCGGCUUCUGCCGGUGGGGCGCCAGGAAGUGGAGGGGCUCGCCCCAGUUUUGGCGGUCUUGAUGCAGCCGUUUCCAACGGCCGCCAAAGUCCUGCUACUUUCAACGGUCGCCAAAGUCCUAGCCAUGCAAACCCUACCCCCUUUGCGUUUUCCUCACCUGCCUAUCAGCCCUCCUCCAACUCGCGCCCUUCCAGUCGCCAGAGCCUUGGCUAUGGUAAUGCCGGCGGUGGCAACAGUAACACUAGGCGAAGUCUUCAGGCGCCCAUCCAGCUCUCUUCCCCUGUCAUCCCCAGACCCUCGUCGAGUUCAGCCGCCAAGGUCCUGAAAUCCCCCACCAACCACCACCGCCGCGGUGAAAGCAGCGGCGCUGCCGGUCCCAGCCACAGUUCCUCGGCAAGGCCUGGGUCGUCCAUGCGUAGGAACAGAGGACUGAGUCUUCAUGGCGCUUAUGUCGAGGAUGGACUGAAGGGCAGCCCUAGACUGGAUGGCGAGGCGAAGCAUCUUGCGAAGAAGAAGAUGGCUGCCGAAAGGGAUGCGGAUGCGAAUAUAGAUGCCUUCAAUGAGAAGCUGUUGCAGAUGAUUCGGCAGGGGAAGGAGGCAUUGGGGACAAAGGUGGAGGUGCUCGAUGAUAGGGGUGGUAGUAACGUCGUGUGGGAGGAAGAUGAGCUCUGAAGACGCCGGGGUUGCAGAGUGAAUCAGGUUGUGGUGAUACCCGGUGGCUACGAGGUCAGAUGACCUACGAUCAGUUGGAUAGGCUUUUCUGAUAUCGGAUCCCACUCAUGAUGAGUGAGUU